UUCUUGCUGUCUCACUCUCGAGCAUUUCAUUCGUAUAGUAGCGCGCCUUGCUGCCUGCGUCAAUCGCCCUCCCCGUCACGAUGCGUUCUUCCACAAUACUAGCCCUGGCCGGUCUCAUCGCCAGCUCCACUGCCAUCGACAUCCGUUUCUAUAAUGGAGAAGAGAACCAAUACUGCGGAGGCAAGGUAUCGGCCGGCUGCACCAACGUGAAUCCAAACACGUGCUGCAGCCCCGGCGGCGCGUAUGGCUGGACCAUGACCUGCAACGCCAUACCGACCGCUUGGCACAUCGAAUGCCGGGCCUACGAGGGCUCGAACUGCUGGGGCCCGCAGAGGAACGAGUACGCUUACGGUUGGACCGACGAGUGCGUCUCGCGGGAUUGGAACAGCUUCCGCUCUGGCGGCUGGGGCUUCGUCGCCAAGAAGACGCGUGGCGAGGAGGCCGAGGCCGAGGCGGCCUAUAACGCGGCCUAUAACAGCACGCAGCAGGGGGAGGGCUGCCGCAAGCCAGACUUCCUCGAGUACACAGACGGGCCUUGAUUCGAGCUGGACGGCCUGACUGAAGAUCAACACGCUAAAGUGCAUGGGACUCUUCGAUGCGAAUGCCGACUCGACCGAGGUCGAAGAGCUGUUUGCCACUUUCGACCUCUAGGCAAGAUUCAGCGGGACGUAGACCACAUGGCUCACAGCGCUGACCUCGAUUGGGCGCUCCAACUGCGUUGAAGCGUUGGCCGCAGAGAAAG
Messenger RNA from Microdochium trichocladiopsis, 742 nucleotides. RefSeq lists its product as uncharacterized. NCBI's taxonomy places the organism in Eukaryota, Fungi, Ascomycota, Sordariomycetes, Xylariales, Microdochiaceae. The transcript has 2 exons. The coding region runs from base 81 to 539 and encodes 152 amino acids. The record is from RefSeq and is a predicted model, not a curated record.